This is a messenger RNA of Synchytrium microbalum, 1530 nucleotides long. RefSeq lists its product as uncharacterized. Gene Ontology annotation, molecular function: transmembrane transporter activity. Lineage: Eukaryota; Fungi; Chytridiomycota; Chytridiomycetes; Synchytriales; Synchytriaceae. The transcript is spliced from 12 exons. The record is from RefSeq and is a predicted model, not a curated record. Bases 1 to 1530 code for a protein of 509 amino acids. Gene Ontology annotation, biological process: transmembrane transport.
AUGCCUGUAGAAGAUGAGGCUACCACCCUAGCUCCUCUUGAGGAGAAAGGUCAAGAGCUCGCUCCAAAACAGAUUGAGGAAGCACCUGCUGAUGUCGCUGACGAUCAAGGCGUCGUAAAAAUGUCUCGUUUGUCCUUCUUCUUUGUCUUUAUGGGGUUACUCUUGGGAGUUUUCUUGGUAGCUCUAGAUCAACUUAUUAUUUCAGUUGCUGUGCCUGCAAUUGCGCAGGAGUUUGACGCUUUAUCGCAAAUCUCCUGGUUGGGAACAGCUUAUAUGCUUGUCGGAGCCUCCUCGACUCCACUCUACGGCAAGAUCGCUGAUAUAUUUGGACGAAAACCUACAUUCUUAUUUGCAAUCGUGACAUUUGAGCUUGGAUCGUUGGUCUGUGCAUUAGCACCAAACAUCAUAACACUCAUCCUGGGAAGAGCUAUCGCUGGUCUCGGUCUUGGAGGAUUGUUUACUCUCGUACUUGUCAUCAUAGCCGACAUCACCACUGUCAAAGAACGACCUCAGUACCAAGGAAUGAUUGGUGGUGUUUUCGGUUUAUCUAGUGUCGUGGGCCCGCUGGUCGGAGGAGCAUUUGUAGAUCAUCUCACUUGGCGAUGGUGUUUCUGGAUCAAUUUGCCAUUUGGUCUCAUUACCGUCCUAGUUGUCGUAUUUUUACUCCACUUGCCAUCCCCCACUGGUUCCAUCGGUGCGAAAUUGGCUAGAGUAGACUGGAUUGGAGCCAUUUUGACCGUCUUGGCCACCAUUUGCUUGGUAACUCCUAUCAUUGGAGGUGGUAGUCAGUUCGACUGGAACAGCCCUAUAUGUAUUGCUUUAUUCGUCUUGUCGGGUGUUUUCUUUGUCCUACUCGUCAUCUGGGAAGCCAGAGUAGCAGAACCAAUCAUCGAUGCUAAAAUAUUCAGCAACCGAAGUGUAUUCGGUAGUUUGGGUGUCAGUGCCUUCGUUGGAAUGACGUUCUUGUCUGUAAUUUACUAUGUCAGUACCUUCUUCAUCGUUGUAAAUAACGAUUCGGCGACACUUUCCGGCCUUCACCAGUUGCCCGGAGUAGUCGGAUUGGUUGGGUUUUCAAUAAUAUCGGGUAUUCUGAUCUCUAGGACAGGAUAUUACAUGCCCCUGAAUGUUAUCGGCGGCAUUAUUCUUACUGUGGGUGUUGGUUUAGUAUCCACAUGGAAAAUCAUCGCAAUCCAAAACUCGGUUGAACCAAGGUUUAUCGCCCCCGCUACAGCCUUGGCCAACUUUGCACAGAUGCUGGGAGGAGCUAUUGGUCUUGCUAUAGAAGGUGCCCUCAUCACUGGCCAACUGUCAACGAAACUUGGAGCAUUCCUGCCUCCAGCCUUGGUUGAUGUAGUAACGAAAUACCCAACUUCGAUUCGAGAGGUCGUGCCUGCUGUUUAUUUAGAUGAGACUUUACAAGCCUUUGCAGCGAGUAUUGCAUUCGCAUAUCAAGUAGCCAUUGGAUUUGCGGCACUGGUGUUUUUAAGUUCCUUGCUCAUUAAGCAGCAGCCAUUACGAAGUGGCCGAUAA